This is a messenger RNA of Balearica regulorum gibbericeps (East African grey crowned-crane), 2424 nucleotides long. The record is from RefSeq and is a predicted model, not a curated record. Lineage: Eukaryota; Metazoa; Chordata; Aves; Gruiformes; Gruidae.
GACAAAAUGAACCCUUUCUUUUUUCUGGGUUUUGGACAUUCUCAUCUAGUCUACUUCUGGAAUAGAAGCGUACCUUUCAACUCGACAAAUGAGACGUACUGCUACAGCACUGCCCAGGGCAGCACGGUGCUCCAAGGAGUAACUUUUGGUGGAAUCCCAACUGUCCUGCUGCUUGAUGUAACCUUCUUUUUUAUUUUAAUAUUACUGUUUUCCGUUAUAAGAAAGAGAUUCUGGGACUACGGUCGUGUUGCUCUGGUGUCAGAAACUGAAAGUGAAUCAAGAUACAACCGACUGUCAACAUCUUCAUCAGUACCUGAAGAUCUUGAAUAUGAUAGGGGGUUUUGUUCUUGGAUGACAGCUGCUUUUCGGAUGCACGAUGAUGAGAUUCAUGAGAGAUGCGGUGAAGAUGCCAUACAUUACCUUGCCUUCCAGCGUCACAUCAUCUGUUUGUUGAUUGCUGUCAGCAUUUUGUCUGUGUGUGUCAUAUUGCCUGUCAACCUAUCAGGUGAUCUACUUGAUAAAGAUCCCUAUAGUUUUGGAAGAACAACUAUAGUAAACUUACAAACUGGCAAUAAUCUUCUUUGGCUGCACACAGUUUUUGCUGUUGUUUACCUGAUUCUGACUGUUGUCUUCAUGAGACAUCACAUGAAGUAUGUCACAUAUAAAGAAGAAAACACAGUUAAGUGCACAUUGUUUAUAACUGGUCUUCCAAAAAAUGCAAAAGAAGAGACAAUACAAGGCCAUUUCACUGCUGCCUACCCAACCUGCACUGUGCUGGAGGUCCAGCUGUGUUAUGAUGUAGCCAAGCUUAUUCAUCUCUUCAAAAAAAGAAAACAGGCAGAAAAAAGCCUAACUUACUAUGAACACCUGCAUCAGAAGUAUGGCAAGCGGGUUCAAAUCAACCCUAAGCCGUGCGGCCAAUUCUGCUGUUGUGAAGUCAGAGGAUGUGAAAGGGAGGAUGCUGUGGAUUAUUAUACCAAAGUUAAAAAUGAACUGAUGGAAGAAUAUUCAAAAGAGGAACAAGCUGUUCAUAAUAACCCACUGGGAAUGGCUUUUGUAACAUUUCAAGAGAAAUCUAUGGCAACCUAUAUCCUUAAGGACUUCAAUGCCUGCAAAUGUCAGAGUAUUAAGUGCAAAGGAGAACCCCAGCCAUCAUCCUACAGCAGGGACCUGUGUGUAUCAAACUGGGAGGUUACAUACGCUCCUUAUCCUGAGAAUAUUUGUUGGAAAAAUCUUUCAGUGCAUGGACUGAAAUGGUGGUUUAGAUGGGCUUGCAUUAAUUUGCUGCUUUUUAUUGUACUGUUUUUUCUUACUACUCCUUCCAUAAUAAUUUCAACCAUGGACAAGUUCAAUGUCACUAAACCUAUUCACUACCUUAAUAAUCCCAUCGUCAGUCAAUUUUUCCCAACACUCUUGCUCUGGUCCUUCUCAGCUUUGCUACCAACAAUUGUCUAUUACUCAACUUUGCUGGAGUCCCACUGGACAAAAUCUGCAGAGAACAGAAUAAUGAUGCAUAAAGUCUACAUAUUUUUGAUCUUCAUGGUAUUGAUUCUGCCCUCCCUUGGUCUGACCAGCCUUGAUUUUUUUUUCCGUUGGCUGUUUGACAGAGAAUCAUCUGAUUCUGCAGUUAGACUGGAAUGUGUCUUCUUGCCUGACCAGGGAGCCUUCUUUGUGAACUAUGUGAUUGCUUCUGCUUUCAUUGGCAAUGGGAUGGAGCUGCUGCGCCUGCCUGGCCUCAUUCUUUACACCAUACGCAUGAUAAUGGCCAAGUCCACAGCAGAAAGGAAAAAUAUUAAACAGCAACAAGCAUUUGAAUAUGAAUUUGGAGCAAUGUAUGCCUGGAUGUUGUGCGUGUUCACUGUCAUCAUGGCCUAUAGCAUUACGUGUCCCAUCAUUGUCCCAUUUGGCUUAAUAUACAUACUCCUGAAGCACAUGGUUGACCGUUAUAACCUUUACUAUGCAUAUCUCCCUGCCAAGCUGGAGAAGAAGAUGCACUUUGCAGCUGUGAAUCAGGCCCUCGCAGCUCCAAUUCUCUGCCUUUUCUGGCUCUAUUUUUUCUCAUUUUUGCGGCUAGGCUUUAAAGCACCUACAACCAUGUUUACCUUUCUAGUUGUCAACAUCACAAUUGUUAUUUGCUUGGCUUAUACUUGUUUUGGCUGUUUCAAGUACCUGAGCCCACUGAAUUAUAAGAUAGAAGACACGCAAUGUGAAAGAGGAAAUGAUACAGAUGCACCAACCAUCCCAACAUCUUCUAUGUACGUCCCCCGAGUUUUGCAUCCUCAUUCUACAGAAAGGACGAUGCUUGCCCAUAAGGAGCAGCAAUCAUAUGGCACCAUGGACAACACUAGUUCACAGGCAGAAGAAAUCGUAAGCUAUUCUGCUGGACCUGCAAUUAUUGAGCAGGCAUCGAGAGGUUCUCGUUGA